Nilaparvata lugens (brown planthopper) is the source of this 1098-nucleotide messenger RNA. RefSeq lists its product as uncharacterized. Bases 183 to 1040 code for a protein of 285 amino acids. NCBI's taxonomy places the organism in Eukaryota, Metazoa, Arthropoda, Insecta, Hemiptera, Delphacidae. The transcript is spliced from 8 exons. The record is from RefSeq and is a predicted model, not a curated record.
CUGACUUAGCCGCUCUAUAGUUUACUAUAAUAGCUCGUUGGUUAACUCAGUUAACUUAACUGGAUUGAUCUGUAAAAUUGUAUAAUAUACAUCAAGUCAUCCUAGUAAAUUAAACUUAGAAAACGAAUAUUUGAAUUUUAUUGUUCCUUUAUGGUAUAUUAUUUUGUCCUAUUUUUAGAAAAAUGGAUAAAGAGAUCAAGAUCGAGAAGCAGGAGAAUGAAUUUGGAGAAUGUGAAUUAGCAACUAGCAACGUCAAAGAUGAGUCAUCCUCGCACAAUGGUUCAACUUCCAAUCAGAUGGCGAGAGUUAAGCAGGAGAAUGAUAGCAGCCAAGAACCAGCGCCAGAGUGCAGCACUGCAUGCUCUCCAACUGAUGAUGAUUUCAGCCAACAACAUUAUCUAAUCCCUGGCUAUAAUCUAAUAUUCAUCAAAGAGGAAGAAUAUGUUGAGCAAGAGGCAGAAGGAUGUUCAGUGGAGAGUGAACCGGAGAUGUGGCCUCUAAACUGCAGCACAUCCGAAACUGCCAAUGCAACAGAAGUGGGUGGACUGAAUGCACAUUCAAUCUCUCCCAUGGAAGAGUACACUGAGCCAUCUGUGGCUGGCAAAAAGAUCAAGCUCUACAGCUGUGCUGACUGCAGCUAUAAAACUCCAUCGAUCACUCAUUGGAAGAGACACAUGACGAAACACACUGGGAAAAGAAUUUCAGUUGUUGAAGUUGAGAAACAAGAAAGUGCUUUUGAUGACAGUCUGAUUGGAGCUGCACGUAGUGAUACAGCUACUCAGCAGAUCAAGAUCGAGAAGCAGGAGGAUGAAUUUGGAGAAUGUGAAUUAGCAACUAGCAACUUCAAAGAUGAGUCAUGCUUGCACAAUGGUUCAACUUCCAAUCAGAUGGCGAGAGUUAAGCAGGAGAAUGAUAGCAGCCAAGAACCAGCGCCAGAGUGCAGCACUGCAUGCUCUCCAACUGAUGAUGAUUUCAGCCAACAACAUUAUCUAAUCCCUGGCUAUAAUCUAAUAUUCAUCAAAGAGGAAGAAUAUGGUUAAAGUUGAGAAACAGGAAAGUGCUUUUGAUGACAGUUGGAUUGGAGCUGCACGUAGUGAU